Molecule: messenger RNA, 939 nt
Organism: Suncus etruscus (white-toothed pygmy shrew)
Lineage: Eukaryota; Metazoa; Chordata; Mammalia; Eulipotyphla; Soricidae
Product: olfactory receptor 4C15-like
Exons: 1
Coding region: 4-939 (311 amino acids)
Biological process (GO): G protein-coupled receptor signaling pathway
Cellular component (GO): membrane
Molecular function (GO): olfactory receptor activity; G protein-coupled receptor activity
Source: RefSeq, a predicted model, not a curated record
AUCAUGCAAAACCAAAGUGUUGUAACUGAGUUUAUACUCUUGGGACUUUCACAGAAUCCACAUGUCCAAAAAGUAGAAUUUGUUAUAUUUCUAUCCAUUUAUAUUGGUACUCUUGGUGGCAAUGGUCUGAUAGUGGUGACCAUCUUCAGCAGUCCAGCUCUCCUGUGCUCCCCAAUGUACUUCUUCCUGGCUUUCCUGUCCUUCCUGGAUGUGUGCCUCUCUUCUGUCAUUGUCCCAAAAAUGUCUAUUGACUGUCUUUACGAAAAGAAAACCAUAUCUCUUGGAGGCUGUUUGACCCAGAUCUUUGCUGGACACUUCUUUGCUGGAGCAGAGGUAAUUGUCCUUACAGCUAUGGCAUUUGACAGGUAUGUGGCCAUCUGCAAGCCUUUGCACUAUUCUUCUAUCAUGAACCCAAAGCUCUGUGGCAUUCUGAUUGGAGUAGCUUGGAUAGGGGGCUUCCUACAUUCAACUAUACAAAUUGCAUUUGCCUCCCAGCUGCCUUUCUGUGGCCCCAAUAUCAUCGACCAUUUCUUGUGUGACUUGUAUCCAUUACUGAAACUUGCCUGCACUGAUACUUAUGCCUUUGGCCUUAUGGUAGUGGCCAACAGUGGAUUCUUCUGUAUCCUCAUCUUCUCCAUGUUACUUGUGUCCUAUGGCGUCAUUUUGUUCUCUCUAAGAAACUACAGUACUGAAGGGCAGAGGAAAGCACUCUCUACCUGUGGAUCCCACAUUACUGUUGUGCUUUUAUUUUUUGUGCCCUGUAUAUUUGAAUAUGUACGGCCUCCAACUUCUUUCCCGUUUGAUAAAAUGGUCUCAGUAUUUUACACUGUCCUCCCAACUUUCUUCAAUCCUUUGAUUUACACUUUUAGGAAUAAAGAUGUGAAAAAUGCCAUGAGGAAACUGUGGAAUAAGUUAUUCAUCAUCUCUGAUAAAAAAUAA